Astyanax mexicanus (Mexican tetra) is the source of this 1547-nucleotide messenger RNA. RefSeq names its product transcription factor HES-4-B. Lineage: Eukaryota; Metazoa; Chordata; Actinopteri; Characiformes; Acestrorhamphidae. Gene Ontology annotation, cellular component: nucleus. The coding region runs from base 926 to 1456 and encodes 176 amino acids. The record is from RefSeq and is a predicted model, not a curated record. The transcript is spliced from 4 exons. Gene Ontology annotation, molecular function: protein dimerization activity; RNA polymerase II cis-regulatory region sequence-specific DNA binding; DNA-binding transcription factor activity, RNA polymerase II-specific. Gene Ontology annotation, biological process: regulation of transcription by RNA polymerase II; regulation of neurogenesis; anterior/posterior pattern specification.
UGUACCAGUUGAGUUGUGUAAAUUAAUAAUUAAGGUUUCUAAAGUUGUCCUUGAGUUUUGUACAUUACCAGUUGAGUUGCGUAAAGUAAUAAUUAAGGUAUCUAAACUUAUUUUUGAGUUUUGUAAAGUACUAGUUGAGUUGUGUAAAGUAAUCCUUAAGGUCUCUAAAGUUUUAUAAAAUACUACUUAAAAUUUUAAAGGUUGUUUUGAGUUUUGUAAAAUAUUAUGCGGUUUUACAGAGUAACACUUUUCAAAAUUGUUUCUGAGUUUUGUAAAACUUGGGUUUUUAUAAAGUACCAAUUAAUUUUAUUAUAGUUAUCUGUAUGUUUUAUAAAGAACAACUUAAGGUUUCAGAUAACUUUUAUAAAAUGAAUUGAUACUUUGAAAUGCCUCUUGGGUUUAACAAAGUACCACCGAAGGUCUCUAUCACUGUUCUUGAUUUUUUAAAGUACCACUUCAGUUUUAUAAAGUACCACUUAAGAUUUCUAAAGUUGUUCUUGAGUUUUGUAAAACACCACUUGAGUGGUGGUUCUUGAGACGAAGCGUGCACACACUCGCUCACACUUCAGCUGUCAGUCACAGAUGAUUGACAGCUGGAGCUUUGGGACGGCACUAAUCCCUGAAUGGAGUGUGUUCCUCCUGCUCGGGUCUAAUGAAUAAUGCUUCUUGUCUUCACACACACUUUCUAUUUGCUGGCACACACACUCCCAGCUCCUGACCCCACACACACACACUGACCGGUUCUGAUUUAUAUCAUCACUGUCUCUCUUUCUAAGAGUGUUAACCUCUUUGUGACACAAUUGUUGUGUGAUUACCACUCACUCACUCAGACACACAGAAACACACACACACACACACACACACACACACACACACACACACACACUUCAGCACACACUACUUAAAGGCUGCAGAAGUCAUUUAGAUGGAUUUUGGUGGAGAAGAAGUUCAGCAGACGGUCAGGACCAUCAUGAAGAGUCAGUCAGAGAAGAAUCCUCAGCGCAGGCUGUCGAAGCCAUUGCUGGAGCGACGAAGGCGUGCCCGUAUUAAUGCCUGCCUCGGAGAGCUCCGAUCACUCCUGCUUCAGUCACACGCUACACAGGGCUGCCAUCCUUCUAAACUUGAGAAGGCCGAUAUCCUGGAGCUGACCGUCCGCCAUCUACGAUCCCUGCAGCACACACACUCAGGUGGAAAUGGUGUGUUCAGCGUGGGAUACAGUGCGUGUGUCUGUGAAAUAAGGCGUUUCCUCUGCGCUGCUCCACAGACUGUGAACAGGCCAGAUGCUGGUGGUGCUCUGCUGCAGGGCAUCAGUGUGUGUCCGGCACAGACCACUCAGAAACCAUCACUGUCCCAGCACACACACCACACACACCAACACCUUCACCUGUCUACCCACCAGGAGAAGACAUCCAGCAGCAGCUCCGGCACAUACUCCUCCGUGUGGAGACCCUGGUGAUGAAGUGGAUUGUUGAGUUUGUUUCUGUGUGAUGAUGCACUUAUGACCAUUGUAAAUAUAAAUAAGACUUGUAAUAAACGAUAAAUGGGAA